AUGCUAUUUGAAUUACUUGGAUACCAACAGACGCAGAGACAGACGGGAUCUGAUCUGUUGAGAAUCUUUGCCAAUAUCUUUUGUUCUGGAUCCACUCCAAGCUCCAUUGGACCCAUUUGUGAGGCGUGUGUGAGGAGGGCAGACAUGGCCAACAUGGCGGGGCAGGUCCUGGGCUUCUUCUUGGGGGUGCUGGGGUUUGUGGGAACUGUAGUGUCUACCGUCCUGCCACAUUGGAGGAGCACUGCUUAUGUGGGCUCAAACAUCAUCACCGCCACGUCCUACAUGAAGGGCCUGUGGAUGGAGUGUGUGUGGCACAGCACGGGCAUCUAUCAGUGUGAGGUGUACCGCUCCAUGCUAGCACUGCCCCGCGACCUGCAGGCGGCCCGAGCUCUCAUGGUCCUGUCUUGCAUCACCUCUGUCCUGGCUGCUGUGGUUUGCGUUUUGGGGAUGAAGUGCACACAUUUCGCACACCACUCCAUCAUCAAGACUCCCCUGGCUCUGAGUGGAGGGAUCUGCUUCAUCUGUGCCGGUAUCCUCUGCCUGGUCACCGUUGUAUGGACCACCAACGACGUAAUAAUGGAGUUCUAUGACCCGUUCCUCCCAUCCGGGUUUAAAUAUGAGAUAGGGUUGUGUGUGUACAUUGGCUACGCCGCAUCGUGCCUCAGUCUGGUGGCCGGGCUGGUGAUUUGUUGGAGCAGCGGUGGGAGAAGUCGGUCCAGACGUCCAGAGUUUCACACACAGAGGAGUCAACCUGUGUCCCCUCCUCCAGCUUUCAACAAUAUCUACCCUCCCGCUCCUCCCUACAACCCCCCAGAGGCACUGAAGGAUAACCGUGCUCCUUCGAUGACCUCUUUGUCCAGUAAUGGAUACAGACUCAAUAACUAUGUUUAA
Knipowitschia caucasica is the source of this 891-nucleotide messenger RNA. The record is from the annotation of a GenBank genome assembly. Lineage: Eukaryota; Metazoa; Chordata; Actinopteri; Gobiiformes; Gobiidae.